Messenger RNA from Paramecium primaurelia, 198 nucleotides. Lineage: Eukaryota; Ciliophora; Oligohymenophorea; Peniculida; Parameciidae. The record is from the annotation of a GenBank genome assembly.
AUGGGAUGCCAUAUAUAAACGGGUCGAUAAGUUUAGUCAAAAAAUGAACCUAUUCCUUGUUUUGAAUAAUAACUAUUAGAGAUUGAUAAGAGGGAAUUUUUCAAGAAUAAAAAGUGUUUUUAAAUAAUUUUGAAACCUAUUUUGUAUUCUUUUUCAUAAGAAAAAGGAGAAACAGAUACCUCAGACUAAAAUAGUUGA